This is a messenger RNA of Ylistrum balloti, 435 nucleotides long. Its product is annotated as BTB/POZ domain-containing protein KCTD21-like. Lineage: Eukaryota; Metazoa; Mollusca; Bivalvia; Pectinida; Pectinidae. The coding region runs from base 1 to 435 and encodes 144 amino acids. The record is from RefSeq and is a predicted model, not a curated record. Gene Ontology annotation, biological process: protein homooligomerization. The transcript is spliced from 2 exons. Gene Ontology annotation, molecular function: protein binding.
AUGGCGGAACGGGACAGAAUUAUCAAACUUAAUGUAGGGGGCACCCUUUACACCACAUCCAAAUCCGCACUGACCAGUGUCCGAGGAGGAUUUCUGGACAGAGUCGCAGUCGGGGAAAUUAACUCUAUGAGAGAUCAUCGUGGCACUAUAUUCAUCGAUCGAGACGGACACGUAUUCAGAUUCGUUCUGAACUUUCUACGAACCUCAAAAUUGACAGUACCACAGGGAUACAAGGAGCUUUAUUUACUAAGGGAAGAGGCUGACUUCUAUGGACUUCCGGGCCUAGUCACCGAAGUGGACAACAUUCUGAGGUCCCGGAAACGUCGGAACAAGCCACACAUGUCGAAACAGAAGAGUAAAAGUAUGGAUUUAAUUUGUGACGAAAAUGGAACUGUUAUCUUUGAGGAUGAUUCUUCUGACUAUUUCUAUGACUGA